UCGCCUGUCAUCUCAUGUGUUGUGCCAGCGGUCGUGCUCGUCGUAACUUCGAUGUGCAAGCGUACGCGGCCUCAACGAACGUUACCUUAGCGCAGCUGCAGCAGUGGUCAUGGGUUCCCAGCUGAGCUCGGAGGUGAUGGGAGCCUUUCGGCACUCUCAGGUGUUUGGUGAGAUCACCACACUCACAUUUGAGCGCUUCCUGGCCAAAGUGGAUGAGCUGAAUGAUAUAUGCCAGUACCUGGUGGACACGAAAAACCGCCGCCUUGUGUUUGAAGUGCACAGCACAUCCGAGACACCUGUGCUGUGGAAGAGCGAGGUCCGCGUCCGCUGCCACAGGGUUGGCUCGGGUGAAGCUCGGCUUCUGACCUUGCGGCAGUUCUUGCACACAUACCACACCAUCAAGGCCUACUACUCGGCUGCGGCCUCCUGCGGAGAGUCCCCUCCAGGCAACAUGUGUGCCUCCACCUUGUUCACUGGUGUCCUGGGCACUACCACCACUGAUCUGGAGGAGUGCUGCAUCUGCAUGGAGCACAGGCCAGAAGUGACCCUGCCCUGCACACAUAGCUACUGCCUGCAAUGCAUCGAGCAGUGGAAUGUGUCCAACACAACGUGUCCCCUGUGCCGGGAGGAGUUUGAGAGCACCAAGGAAACCUGGGUCAUCUCGGAGGCUCCCGAGUCGUCGGAGGUGCUGAGUGAAAUGCAGAAGGCGCUCUCCCAGCUGCCUGAACAGAAAAGCAGCCCAUCGGCACGAUGAACUGGCUGUGUGCUGCUAAGUCAAGAGGGUGAUCAUGCUGCCACUUGCUUGCUUGGAAAUAAUAUAUGCCUUCUGCAACAGUACACAUUAUUAUUUGCAACAAAUAGCAUUGCUGUUGUGGUGUAAUAUGCCUCCACUACAUGCAAGAGCCAGCUAGGCAGGCAGCAAUAAUGAAAUGUUAUGCAGUAAAUCGCAUGAGAGGCAUUUAUGACAUUCCUUGAAGAAAAGAAAUGCUUGAAAGGUCGCGGUGCAUAUGCUAAACACGAGAAGCCUGCCUUUUCUUCAUUAGUAAUAGAUGUCACCAUCAGGUUCAAGUUAUGUGGAAAUAUUUAUAAAAAGACUUUCGUAUAUCAUCGGCUUCUUUAAAAAUUGACAGUAGUAAAAAGUUAUAAAAAGUGCCAAAUAUUUGUUGAGUAUAUAGAUGAGGACACCAAACCUCGAAAUUAUUUGAGAUAUUGAAACCAUCAUCAGUUUCAAAUUCAGCAUGCCCAAAAUAUGCAUAUGCACAUGAACAACUUGUCCGAUACGAAUUAUUACUGGUGAAAAAAAAACAAAGGAGAACCCCACCACAGCACCAUAUGCUGCCAGCAGCCACCUAGCUCAGUUUGUCUCUCUACUCUACUGAAAGAGUAUAAACUGUGGGUUCAAGCCUAGCGAUGCACAGUACCAUGUAAGUUGCAUGCUGCUAUGCACACGCAGUUAUCUUUCUUCACUUCACUUUCACUUCACUUUAUUACCUUAAAGACCCCGAUUAAGGGGGUAUUACAUAAGGGGUGGGUUUACAAAUAAAGGUUAUAGAGAGUGAUCUUCAUGAGAAACAAAUGUAGUUAAGUUGUCCGCAAAAGUUGAUGAACACGUGAUGGCUGCAAUGUCAUGGGGAAGGCCAUUCCAGUCCACUGCUGUGUGAAAAAAAAAUGAGGCCGCCAAAGUAGUGGUGCGAGCACGUACGCGUGCGAUUGAGUAAGGACAGGACGUACGGGGAGAUAUGCACGCCGGUGGGAUGAUGUCCGAUGCUUGAUUGAGGGGACUGUGAAACAAUUUGUGAAACAAACAAAGACUGGCGAUGCGGCGCCUUAGGGUAUCAAACUUUAUGAUCAUCAUCAGCCUCUUUUACGUCUACUGCCGGGCCCCUAUAAUGUAAGACCAUUCCAAUCUGUUUUUAUUCUAAAUCGGCAUUCGCCCUUCCUGAUAGCUCAGAAUUGUUUGGGUCCAGCCCAUAUGGGCAGGCGCCACACCCAUAUAGGCAGACCCUGAGCCAUUUUGAUCUAUCACGGAGGGUUAAUGGUGGAUUUGGAAUAAAAACAAAUUGCAAUAGUUUUAUGUUAUACUGGCCCAGGAGCAAGUCCUCUCUCAUAGAUCUCCAAUUAUACUCUUGCGUCAGCUGACACCAUAUUUGUAGGGUCCUUCAUUUACAGAUAAAACUCAAUAAUUCCCUAUUUUUUGCAUUCCAAACAAAUAUUUUGAAAAUCUGGUUAAACAUGAUUUCUCCCCAAAAUUACACCAUUUCAUGAAGGAUAAGAAAAAUUCAGGCAUUGCAAAAGCAAUGAAUGGUGCCUGCCUUGCAUUCCUUGCAAGUGAUCAAGACAGAUAUUGCGGCAGACAUAUGCCAAUAUUAAAAGUGAAUGCUGAUGUACAUUACUACAGAGUGAGUUCAAACAGCAUCUGCUAGAAUGAAGCCCCAAGAGCAGCAUUUAUGUGCUGACAAGAUGCUACGGCCUGCUACCCCAACCUGUGUCGUGUGGUUCUUUCUCUGUCUUGUUCUUUUUUGCGCAGUUUUUCGUUGUUCGCAUAAUGUCAUACCAACUAGCCCCUCACCGUACGCUUCUAGACUUCAUCUCUUCUACUUGGGGCUCUUUUCUGUGUUCCCUUUCCUACGAGGACCAGAGCGCUGCGUGCACUAGCCUCAUAGCUGCAAAAACUUGCGAGGCCAGGAGGUUGGGAUACUGCUUGCGCAAGAAUACAUGCCCGCCGGAGGUGUUGGGCAUCUUCGGUAUCCUUGGCUGUUCCGAGGGACACUGGAAAAGAAUUGCAAAGAUUCUGAGAAGUGAAUGCUGGAAACACGUCCGCCUGUUGCAAGACUGGCUACGGUGUCUGUGCUUCAGCGUGAAAGGAACGGGCCCCGCAGGCUUCCGGGCUCUCAAGGGUUACCAGGCCCUGGCCCAGUCAUGUGCCGAGUUCCUUUGGAACACGUGGCGACGAAGUUUACCCAAGGCCCCCAGAAAGCAGGUUGGUGCUGUUCCGGUGUUAUACCUUGGAGGGGCGGUCGUUCCACAAGAAGUUGAGAGUGUCCUCAGCAGGGGACCGAAGUUCAGCCUGGAAGUCCCUCUGUGCAAGCACGAGGCUUUGGCGACGGCGCAUAGGAUUGCUGACAAAGUUCAAGGCGAAGAGAAAGAACGUUGCCAUUUAGAAUGCGUUGAUGUGAUCCGCAAUACUUUCAAAGGCACGAAGAAAGGAAAUUCCAUGGUGAGAUCGGUGGCAAGCUUUUUUAGGAACUCUGAUCUCGCUUUGAUGACGGCCGAUAAGGAAGGAGGCUUUGUGGUUUUACCCCAGAAGCUUUUUAGUGAUAAGGCCAUGUCCACUGUCUUAAAGAACUUUAGGAUUGUAGAUCUGAAUCUGUCUCAAGUGAAGGUAAAGGCGGUUGCACUAUUAAGGGAUCUGAAACUCGAUCGGCUAAAAAGUGAAGUGGUGAAAAACAAGGUCACUGUGCUCUCAGUGUUCUUCAGUGCCAAGAGCCACAAGAUGGAGUGCCCUUUCAGAGCCAUCGUUACGGAAACUGGUUCCUGGCAAGCUGCGGUCAGUCAGUACCUUCUGCGCCAUCUGGGAAGUCUGGCACCUGACGAUCCGUACAAGGUCAGCAGCUCAGACCGUGUGGCGCAAGUACUAGUGGAUAACCUUUCUGCUGUUAACUUGGGCUUCUCGGUUGACAUUGAAGAGCCGUUCUAUUCCCUUCCCCACGAAGACCUGUUCUGCACAGUCCGAAACUGUAUUGAAAGAGCUACUUGCUUUUCGAAGCUUACAUCCACUUGGUGGCCACAAGACCGGAUGAGGGCCGCCUUCAUGCAGGAUCUUGCUAUACCGCGCUUGACUAUCUUUGAGUGUGCGGACGAAAAUGGGAGCAGGCUCUUAUGAGACCGAGGAGCGUAACCCCAACAUACAUGAUUGCUUGAGAACGUUAGCUCCAAGUCUAAGAAACGAAGCUUGUUGUCUGACGGAUGCUCCGUGGUCAAUUCAAAAGAAUCUAAAACUAUGCGGAACAAGUCAAAUAUUACUGCAGCAGCAGGCUGCGCGUCAGUAGUGUUAGUAUUCUAAAAAAUUAAAAAGUCAUCGACGUAAUGCAUCACUUUUACAGUGCUUGUCUGGCUGAGCUUAGUUACAAGAUUGCGGUCAUAGCUGGCUAAUAAAAUGUCACUAAGAACAGGGGCUAUACAUGAACCGAUGCACACACCUUUCUUCUGUAUAAAAAGCUUAUCCUCCAUUGAAACGAAAGUGGAAAGCAUAUAAAACCUUAAAAGCUCUAAAAACUUGUCGACGUUGGUACCACAUGCAUUCUGAAACCUAAGAACACCAUAUUUGUCAAUGCAAUGGCCGACUUCAAUGCAUACAUCUUCUUGAGGCAAGGAGUAAUAAAAGUCCUUGAUGUCCACGGAAAAGGCUCGGACAGCCUUUGGACAUUCCUCACGGAGGAAGGUGGAGACAGUACCUGGCGUCUUUAUGAGGAAGGGGUCAUCGAUGUCGAGGAGGCACAGAAACCUUUGCAGGAACGCUCCCACUUGUCGUUGCCAGGUUCCACGCUCAGAAACAAUGGCCCGAAACGGGCACAGUUCCUUGUGCGUCUUGGCGCUGAAAAACACAGAAAGACUGGUUCCAUUGCAGGCCUUUAUGGAGGAGGCCAGCUUGGAGAGUCCGGCUUUUUCGCAGAGCUGAACAGCCUUUGUUUUGACCUUCGCAGGAGCCACUCCGUGCACUUCCUUGAAGUUUCCUAGAAUGGCCGAAUCUGCUUUGCUCUUGUACAAGCCACCAGGCAUCACGACAAAACCACCUUCUUUGUCGGAUAGGAGCAGCUUUAGCCCCGCAUUCCGGACGGUCACUGCUGUGCGGAGCCGAACUGUGUUGCCUUUUUUAACCUGCUGGGGCAGGCAGUCAACACCUUCUCUGAUGCAUCUGUCAGCUUCAUCUGUUCUUGCUUUACCGGCAGCUGUCCUGACGAGGCUGAGCAGUUCCGUCUUGUCCAGAGAAGGAUGCUCACAAAAUUUAGGACCAAGCUGACGCGCAGCCUGCUGCUGCAGUAAUAUUUGACUUGUUCCGUAUAGUUUUAGAUUCUUUUGAAUUGACCACGGAGCAUCCGUCAGACAAGCUUCGUUUCUUAGACUUGGAGCUAACGUUCUCAAGCAAUCAUGCAUGUUGGGGUUACGCUCCUCGGUCUCAUAAGAGCCUUCUCCCAUUUUCGUCCGUGCACUCAAAGAUAGUCAAGCGCGGUAUAACAAGAUCCUGCAUGAAGGCGGCCCUCAUCCGGUCUUGUGACCACCAUGUGGAUGUAAGCUUCGAAAAGCAAGUAGCCAGGCUGAAGCUAGCAGGUUUCCCGGUACCGCUUUUGACCAGCAUCGCUGAAAGCUUCGCAACGAACCUUAAAGGAAAGCAGUCGGCAGCUGCUCUAUCUGAGAAUCGCUCACAACAAAUGGUUGCGGUUAUACCAUAUGUGCACCAGGUUGCGCACAAUCUCAAAAAGGUUGUCAGCAGGGCAGGCGUCAGGUUGCUGUUCACUGCCAAGAAUAAGUUAGGUAGCCUGUGCCACCAAGUCAAUUGGGUAAGCAAGAACAACAAAAAAAGUUGUAAAAAGCAGCACAGACAGAGGUUUGUUGGUGACUGUUGUGACUGUGUGGUGUAUAAGAUUCCCCUUUCAUGCAAGCGUUUUUAUAUCGGCCAAACGGGACGGUGCAUCAAUGACCGCAUGCGCGAGCACUCAAACAAAUUUCAAAAACGAGCAAAAGAUAGUCAUUUGUCACUGCAUGGCAAUGAAUGCGGCUGCAAGCCAUCUUUCGAAGGUGUGACCUACCCGUCAAAAUACCGCGAUGACCGUGCACGCCUUAUUUCCGAAGCUUUCCACAUUCACGUUAGUGGCGAAGCAUGUGUAAGCCUCCCUUCUAUUUCUCUCCUUCCGAAGGAGAUUGCCUUCCUAUUGCAUUAAUUGCAAUCCCCCUGCGCACGCCCAAUUCCGUUGAUUCUGUGGUUUCGGAUAGCGGCGGAGCAUAUAUAUGCUGACUGAAAGAAUAAAGACACUUUGGUUGUUAGUCAA
Messenger RNA from Dermacentor andersoni, 6047 nucleotides. RefSeq names its product RING finger protein 141-like. Gene Ontology annotation, biological process: protein autoubiquitination. Lineage: Eukaryota; Metazoa; Arthropoda; Arachnida; Ixodida; Ixodidae. Gene Ontology annotation, molecular function: ubiquitin-protein transferase activity. The record is from RefSeq and is a predicted model, not a curated record.